CCAAGUUCAGCGAACUCCCCUCACAACCUGACAUUGUAUCUUACUCGCCACUCAAGCCCGACAGAUUAUAUUCCGCGCUAAGCGACAACUGAACUCGUCUUGGAACCACUCUUCCGGGUUCGAUAUUCACGUAACUGGUACUUGGCCACCCGUCUAUCUGGUUGGCAACCAUUCGCCAUCUCGACACAACGCCAGCCUCACGGUUUCGACACAACUCGCCAGCCCAGUAACUUCAUAGGCGCAACUAUUCGGAUUUUCUUGGUCCCAACAAGGAGGGAUUGGCUUGAACCGACCCUACCGCACCUCGCUCAAGUCCGCUGCCAACUAUCGGCGCCGGCCGCGAACCCCUCCUGCACGAUUCGCAAACUCGGGCCACAGCAUCACAGACCGCCAAGAUGACCAGCGACUAUUCUUUCGUCAAGGAGCAUACUCCUGAGGGAUAUGUUUUCCCUGCGCAUCGACUCCAGCGCAUGUGCGAUCCUCGCGCACAACCGUUGGUCCUUGUCGCAUGUGGCUCAUUUUCGCCAAUUACUUUUCUGCACUUGAGAAUGUUCCCCAUGGCUAGAGACCAUGCUCGGAAUGAGGGGUUCGAGGUUGUCGCAGGAGUUCUGAGUCCUGUGUCCGAUGCAUAUGUCAAGAAAGGACUGGCCCCAGCACACCACCGUAUCGAAAUGUGCAAGCUUGCUACUGAGAACUCGUCCAAGUGGUUGAUGGUAGACCCAUGGGAAGCCGAGAGCCCGACUUAUAUUCCUACUGCCCGAGUGCUCGACCAUUUCGAUUACGAGAUCAACGAGGUCAUGGGCGGUAUUGAAUGCAGCGAUGGAACUCGAAAGCGUGCGCGAAUCGUCCUCCUGGCAGGCCUGGACCUGAUCCAGACCAUGUCAACUCCAGGUGUCUGGGGCGAGCGUGAUCUCGACCAUAUCCUUGGCAACUACGGCGUCUUUGCUCUUGAGCGUUCCGGUACAGAAAUUGACUCGGCCCUGGCAAACCUCAAGCAGUGGGAGCACAAUAUCCAUAUCAUCCGCCAGGUUGUUACAAACGAUAUUAGCAGCACUAAGGUCCGGCUGCUCCUUAAGCGCAAUAUGAGCAUUGAUUACCUAAUCCCCGACGAGGUCAUCAGCUACAUUUAUGAACACAACCUGUAUCGCGACCUCGACAAUCCCGACGCCAAGGGCAAGGGCAAGGCCGACAAGAAGGCGAUAGCUGGUUCAAGCACCGGCUGAAUCCUUUUCAAAUAGAACGACAACAUAGAUUACAGCGCCAUGCUGAACCGCUACCGGAUAAGCGAACCAUCAGCAAUCACGCACGAAUCAGCUCACGAAUCAGCUGGAUCCAGACACCAGAGCCGAGGUACAACUCAGAUUGGCUAUUCCUAGGAGUUUUGUUUGAGUCGGAGUUGGAAUCGGCGUCUUCUUUAUAGGUGUCCAUCCUUUUGAGUACAAAUGGGUACUGGAUGCGCCAAGUUUGGGGAUCUAGAGUGGUUGACUCUGGGAGGUGGAAUUUCAUCUUCCCAUCGCGCCGCUCUGAGGAGCAACAAGCGUCGGUCGAGUCAGCGAUUGGAUAGCGCACUAUUGAGCGGAGUUAAUUUC
Molecule: messenger RNA, 1589 nt
Organism: Fusarium vanettenii 77-13-4
Lineage: Eukaryota; Fungi; Ascomycota; Sordariomycetes; Hypocreales; Nectriaceae
Exons: 7
Coding region: 396-1223 (275 amino acids)
Biological process (GO): NAD+ biosynthetic process
Molecular function (GO): nicotinate-nucleotide adenylyltransferase activity; nicotinamide-nucleotide adenylyltransferase activity
Source: RefSeq, a predicted model, not a curated record